This is a messenger RNA of Scedosporium apiospermum, 7695 nucleotides long. RefSeq lists its product as uncharacterized. Gene Ontology annotation, cellular component: site of polarized growth; cell cortex. The record is from RefSeq and is a predicted model, not a curated record. The transcript is spliced from 3 exons. Gene Ontology annotation, biological process: cell morphogenesis. Lineage: Eukaryota; Fungi; Ascomycota; Sordariomycetes; Microascales; Microascaceae. The coding region runs from base 1 to 7695 and encodes 2564 amino acids.
AUGGAAGCUCCGUCCCAGACGCUGCCGGACCAUUCGCCCGACCCCGUCAAGUUCUCCCCGAGAUCCGUCUCAAGGCUUGACGAGGAGCCCGAAGACGAUUGGCACCGAACACUUCGACCGAAUGCCUUAGAACCCCACGCUCCCCGACCGAUUGCCCACUCGAGAGAAUCCUCGGCCGAGAAAAUAUCCCCAUCCGCACCGCCCGUAACUUUGACCUCCCCGCGUCUUCAAACGCCUCAAUCUCGCACAGGGCUUGGAGGUGUACUUGAGCGACCUAUCGAUCCGAAGAGCGCUUCGUAUGGGCACCAUCGCCAGACCUCUAUCGUCCAUGGGAUUCAACACUCAAGAAAUGGAAGCCUGGCCAGCUCGUCAUCUAGUCCCCUGAGCCCGCAGAUGAUUGCCGCGGCCGGAGCCGCCAUGUUGUCAGACCGCCAUGAGUUCCAUGGCAUGUUGCGGAUAGAUGACGACGUUCCGCUUUCGAGACCCGGAACCUCUCUCUCAAAUGCCCCUACCCUUACCUCUAUACCCCAAGUCCCCGAGAAACCCGCCUCGAUCCCUGAAAGCACUAGUUAUUCGGCAACUACUAGACGGGUCGAGCGUAUGCAAAGCGUCAAAUCUCGCCACGAUCAUGCCCACCAUCCGUCCCACUCCUCUAGACACCAUAGAGAUGAACAAAAAACCGUGGGCGAGUACGCCCUGCAUGUCUUGUUUACCUCCUUCAUUGCCCAAGCUGAGGAGAAGUUGAACGAUUGCAUCACCGUGCCCUUCGACCCAGAGCCACAGAUCGACCAUAUAUGUGGUCCUGGUGUUGACCCGAGCUUUGAUCAGUCAAUAGUCGCCCUUGGCCACAUUGCGAGUCAAAAGCCGAAACCUUUGAUCGACUUAAUGAUGCUGUGGAGGAAGAGUAAGAGCGACCUUGCAAACGAAGCCAGAACACAGGCUCAGCAAUCUAAGGCCCAUCUACCUUUAAGUCCCUUGCAACGACGAAAUACCGAACCUCUUCACCCCCACCAGCCCUCGUCAUCUGUCGAUGCGGGACUGCCGCCAUUCCUAAACUCGCCUUUAUCCAGGCAGGAGUAUGUUGCCCAGGCCGAACGUCGAUCCACCGUGUCUAUAUACAUCCUGUGCAGGGUCCUCAUCGAAAUUAUCAGCCAGAGUAGCCUGGCUUGCAUUACGUCCGAGAUGGAGGAGAAAUUAGAAGGAAUCAUCUUUGGCCAGUUGAAGAUUGCAGAUACCGAGCAACUGAUGAUGUCCCCCCUCAAGCUAGCGAAUUGGAACCUUUUCGCCCAGCUUCUUGGAACGAUGAGCGAGAUUAGUUUUACAACUGUUACCAAGAGGUUUCUCUCUGAUAUCGAACACUCGCUCCAGGAGCUCGUUAUCAAGGGCCCUAAUUCAGCCGCUGGGCGCGAUAUAGAGGGGAAAAUGGAACUCGUCUUGGGAGGCAUGAAACAAUUGCGCAUAAAAGUUACGCCUGUCGAAGCCUGGGAACAAUCGUGCGACUUCCUCGUCGCUCUCGGCCGACUGUUCAAUAAGUCGCACGGCCAACGGGUGAAAACGACGUUCUGUCAAGUUCUCGACAUGCUUCUGAUUCCCGUUGCCGCGAAGGCUUCUCCAAGCGAAUUCUCGCAUCCUAAGUGGGCUGAGGUACGGAGUACCAUUGGCCCGCGCCUUGCACAGAUGUUUGUGAAGCCGCGGCACUGGAGCUUUGCCUUUCCCUUGACGGCGACACUCCUAUGCGUUUCCACUCCAGACACCUUCAACUCUCAGUGGCUGCAACUGAUUCUUCCUCUGCAACCAAAAUUUAAGGACCGGUAUGCCAAGUCUCUUGGUCUGCAGGUGAUCUCAAGAUUGCUCUGGACCUAUCUUUACCGGGCAGGUGAUUCCACGCCGAGCGCCCUGAGGAAGUUGGAUGAAGUUAUAAAGCUAGUACUUCCUCAAACUAAGCGAUCUUUGGUGGCUUCCGAUAUCAGCGUGGCAGAGCCCCUCAUCCAGAUUAUUCGAAUCAUUGGCUAUAAGCAUCCCGAGUACUGCUUCAAGAACAUCAUCUUCCCCCUUAUCAAUGCCGAACUAUUUAGGUCUAACAAGGAGCUUCGUGUCGAGCAACUCGACCCCGACAGGGUCGUUAUCGGCAUCCGAGCGUUUCUGGCUAUUAUUGCUGAUCUUGAGAAAGGCGAGCAAGGGAAGCCCCCGUUUCCUCAGUACAGCGUCCCGUCAUCUUCCUCGCUCCCUGAACGCACUCCCACUUCGCCCGGCAUCAUGUCCCCUCGCAGCGCGCCACUGUCCAUCCCAAUGCCGCCCCCAAAGGAGGAUGGUGUGUCUCGACCGGUCCUUAUCCAUGCGCUUAGCGAUAGUGUGAAGGAGUACUAUCUUAAGUUUUGCGAAAUUCUCGGUACCAUUACUAUAAUCUGCGAUAAUACCUUUGGUGGCCAAGCCGCGUUGGAUGAGAAGUUUAACAGCCCUGGCCCAAAGACCCCUAUCGCGGAGACGUUCAACUUUUCACGGCGCGACGAUCACCAAGGCCCGUCCGAUCACAAGCAAGCUUUUUAUGAGCUCCUUCAUGUUGCCGUCCAGGCUCUCCCUAGGUGCCUGUCGGUGGAAAUACCAUUUAAUUCACUCAUCAACCUUCUCUGCACCGGAACUGCUCAUGUCCAGUCGAAUAUUGCGGAGUCUUCGGCGCAAUCGCUCAAGGCAAUUGCGAGGCAAUCGCAUUCGCAACAGGUCACCAUGGGUUUCUCCAGAUUCAUCUUCAAUUUCGACGACAGGUAUUCGACAAUGUCAGACGGGGGAAUGCUUGGCCUAGGACACAUUGAGAGCACACUGAGGCUCUACGUUGAGUUGCUUCAGAUAUGGAUCGAGGAGAUUCGACAAAAGUCUAAGGAUGCAUCUAAUACAGCAACCGAUGCGAGCUCUAGUAAUACCGAUAUACGGGGCAUGAAGCUUGACCUGUCUAGUGUUUGGGCGGAGGUUGACUAUGUUGAAGCUCAUGGCCUGUUCUUCCUCUGUUCUCAGUCACGGAGAGUGAGACACUUUGCUAUCACCGUCUUGCGCCUCAUUACCGAGUUUGAUACAGCACUUGGUAAAACACAAGGAAAGGAAAAAGAUACACCGCGCCUUAUUGAUAUUCUGGAAAACGACGCUGAUCAGGUCAUUAACUUGAAACACGAGCAACUCUCAGUCGCGGAAAGGAGCCGUCUGCAACGCGGCAUCUUGAGCAACAACAACAAAGGUGCUCUCGUGGAACUCUGUACGAGUGACGUUUCGUAUGAUACCACGCUUUGGUUCAAGAUCCUCCCCAACCUGAUGCGGGUGGCUUUUGAUAAAUGCCCCUUUACUGUCACCAUUGGCCGCGAUCUGAUUUGCAAUCGAAUAAUGCAGAUGUACAAGUCCAUGACCAUUCUAUCCGAACCUACAAGGGGUCCAUACUUCGGAUCAGAUCCCGGGAGCGGCCGCUUAAUCGGAAGGGCACCUGCCACCCAACCAGAGGUCUUGAUUGAGCAAUGGAAGUUGUAUCUUAUAUUUGCGUGUACCACACUCGCCGACCCAGGCAGUGCGCCACUGACCACGCCUACCGCUCACCAGCACGGCAGGAAAGGAUCCUCCAAGUCCACUUCUGCAGACAAGAUCGUCUCCGCGAGGACGCUCUUCAAAUUUCUUAUCCCCAUGCUCUCGGCCUCGUCCGCAUCUGUCAGGGAGGCUGUUGUUGUCGCGAUGGGAUCCAUCAAUAUUCAUAUUUAUCGCACCCUGCUCGAGGAACUCCAGACGCAGGUAUCUCAAUGCAAUAAUGAGGCCCGGGCGCGUAUUCAUCAGCGCUCGAACAGCAACCCUCGCCGGAACCGGAAGAUGGAUCUGCUUCGGACCGAGAUUACGCACGUUUAUAAACUGACCUCACACUUCUUAAAGGAGCCAGAAGUUUAUCAGGAUGAAUGGAUUCUCAACAAUCUCGUCAAUUACACCAAAGAUCUGAAACUGUUCCUCAUGGAUGGUGAAGUGCAAACCGAUUGGGAGUUUCAAAAACUACGGCGCCACUACUGCGGUCUCAUGGAAGAGCUCUUCGAGGGUAUCAACCGAACCAAAGAUCCGUCACGGUGGAUGACGUUCGAGUCGAGAAAGUCCGCCUUUUCACUCAUGGAAGAUUGGUGUGGUUUUUCCCCAAAUCAGACCCAAAUCCGGGCGCGUGAAGACACUAUGAGGCAAUCUCUUAUUGAUCAGCAAGCACUUGGCGAACGAGGAACUGUUACUGCUGCCAUGGAGAUCGAAAAGCGAAACCUCCGGACUGCUGCUCUUAGCUCCAUGGCUGCCCUCUGCGGCGGACCCCUCCUUAUUACAACCGAGAGUGGCGUCAUCCUACAAUUCGACCCAAGAAGGCUGUUGACCUGGAUCGAGGCCAUCUUCAACUCGGGAAGUGACCGGAUGAAUGUGACCGGUAGACGUGCUCUCCACAAUCUCAUUAUUCACAAUAAGGAGUACCCGUACCUCCUUGAGCACUGCAUAGCCAGGUGUUACCUCGCCGAAGUUCCUAAGGUGCUCGAGAGUUACUUCUCCGUAGUGUCGCAGGUGCUCAAGGAGCAUGCUGAUUACCCAACUGCGUUUUGGAAAGUCUUGAGCCUUUGCCUCUUUACUUUGGGAAAUGACCAGAGUGAAAUUCGGUCCAAAUCGGCGCACGUACUCAGGACCUUAGAUGAACGCCAACAAAUGGGAAGAAGCUCCAAAAUUCAGGACUACGAUAUCAGUAUCUCGGACAAGACUAAGGCGGUCUAUAAGCUUGCUCAAUUUGAAAUCUCGAAGCGCCUCUCGAAACAGCAUACGGACCUCGCCUUCCACGUCUUCUCCGAGUUCACACUAUACUUCAAAGACCUUCAACCAGGUGCUCAGCAGAACAUGGUUGCCGUUAUAUUACCAUGGAUCCAGUCCAUCGAGCUGAUGGUUGAUCCAAAUGGUGGCCCAACGGCACCAUCCUAUGUCCUUCUGGCCAAUCUUGUGGAGAUCACAAUCAAAGCCAGCGGCACUCUUCAUAACGAGGUUCAAGCGCUCUGGCAAGCGCUUGCAACUGGUCCACAUCCUGGAAAUGUUAGGGUCGUGCUCGAUUUCAUCAUUUCCCUGUGCCUCGAGCGCCGCGAGCAGAAUUUUGUUGAGUAUGCGAAGCAAAUCGUCGUUUUCCUAUCAAGCACCCCUGGCAUGAAGGUCAUCGACUUCCUGAUGAUGCAAAUUACUCCUAAGGCCAUGGUCCCGAACGAGAAGCGAGAGAUCGUCCCGGCCCCGCCUGAUGUCAGCAAUCUACCUUAUUGUGCGGAUCUAGCUGAAGCUCUCCCUAUCGGAACUAAGCAAGCUGGAUUCUCUCUCGGCCAGCUUUCCCUUAUCCUCCUGGUAGACUUGAUGGUUUCCCCCGUACACCUUACCUCUGAUGAUCUCCCAGUGCUGUUGCAGGUUGUAACGGUUCUCUGGGACCAUUACACGCCUUUGGUGCAAGAACAGGCGCGAGAGAUGCUCGUCCAUCUGAUCCAUGAACUAGUCAUUUCGAGGCUAGCCGAGCAGACUCCUGCCACCGCAAAGAGGUCGAUCGAGGAUUUAAUAGACUCGAUCCGACGACACGAUAGGACAGUCGUCUGGAGUUACGAGGACAGUAACGGCAAGGUUGAUGACAGAGACAACAAUGUCCCGCCGAGCAUGGAACACCUCACAGCAGAGGUUGUCAAGACGUUUGAACUUACGUUCCCAGGAAUUAAGGAGCGUUGGGGUCGGCUUUCCCUAACCUGGGCUACGUCCUGUCCUGUACGACACCUCGCCUGCCGAUCCUUCCAGAUAUUCAGAUGCAUUCUCACGUCUCUGGAUCAGUCGAUGUUGGGCGGAAUGUUGGUUCGGCUGUCCAAUACUAUUGCGGAUGAGGACCCCGAAAUCCGCACCUUCUCAAUGGAGAUCCUCACAACACUAAAGACCCUGAUCGUCAAACUUGACGCAGACAAACUGGCAACGUUCCCGCAGUUAUUCUGGACAACAUGCGCCUGCCUCGAGUCCAUCAAUGAACUUGAAUUCCUUGAGGCGGUAGAGAUGCUCAAUGAGUAUCUUGCUAAGCUAGAUUUUGGGGCCGAUGCUGUGCGGCGGAUGCUACUGGAUGGGCAGCCUGCUCGCUGGGAUGGGCCAUUUGAGGGCCUUCAGCCUCUUCUCCACAAGGGGUUGCGCUCGUCGCUUUGCAUGGAACCCACCCUGCGAACAAUGGACAAACUCGUGCCACUGCCAAGCGAUAACCUUAUUGGGGAUGACAGUCGCGUCUUCUUUGCCAUCCUUGCCCACCUGCCAGGCUUUCUUCACGCCUUGGAUUUGGGUCAACAAGACGAAGAGAUCAUACGGUCCGCCCAGGUACUUUUGAGUGUGACUGAGAGCGAGGGAUAUUCCAGCAUUGCUCUUGUUCUUGAUAAAUUCAUUUCCCGCAAAUAUCGCUCAAGCAAGGAGCUCUUGACUCAGAUGUUUGGAGCGCUCAAGGAAUACUUCCUCCCACACCUCGAUUUCCAAAUGGUCACAUUCUGUAUGGGCCAGCUCACCAAUGCCAUCUCCUGGGUCAAGAUUAAGACUAUGCAAAUUCUCUGCGUAGUCAUACCCGAGAUGGAUAUGCGCAAAUCAGAGCUCGCGGGUCAUGGGUCAGAUCUAAUCUCACCAUUGCUUCGGUUGUUGCAAACGGAGUUUUGCAUGGAGGCCUUAGAGGUAUUAGACAAUGUCAUGACUAUGUCGGGGAGCUCUAUGGAUAAGCAUCACCUUCGAAUGAGCAUGACAAGAGCAACGUCGAAGGCCAUUCGUAAGGAAUAUGAACGGACGCAAAGCCUCUUCGGUAUACCAGAAGAGUCGGGAUGGGCCAUCCCAGUACCUGCAAAGAAGACAGAUUCGACGCGUGCAAACAUUCAUGCGGCAUUCUACAUGUGCCAGAGUCCUGAAGGUGCAGUGGAUGAGCCCACACCAACGCCUGAAGUGGAGUUCCACACUGAUGACUUCGCAUACGGAUAUUUCCCGCUGGCUGAUCGAACCGACACAAUGAUGUCUGACGAUCUCCGUGCCGACAGCACUAUGGGAGAUUUAGUGAGCAAGCUUGAUAGCCUCGACGACUUUUUCGAUGACUUGUCACAGAGCGCGCCUAGUGAGGGGCGGUCAUCAAGGACGAUUACCGAAUAUGAUCCCGAUAAUUCGCAGUCGAGUGUGCAACUCUACGAUGACCAGAUCCUCCCCAUCCUACACCAGGCUUCUAGCAACACUUCAUUCCAGAAUGGGUUCGCCGAACGGCCUCCGGCUAUGUCGCGUGAGGCCAGCUCCAAUACCAUGAACCCUGGUGCAUUCACGGCAUCCUCAUCGAUGCAUCGCCAAAAUGUCCCUUCCAGAUCCGAGAUGUCCCCUUCCACUCCCUCUCAGUAUCCGGCGCAGAUAGGCGAACUAGCCUCCGAUGACGAACUCAACGAGGACGUUUUUUCCGAUGCGGACGAUGAGCGGCCAGGUGCAGGGAGCGCUGAAGGCUCGUUCUUUCUCGAGAACAUGAUACGGCCACUCACGCAAUCGUCGAGGGCUGGGGUGCGGCGGCUAACGGGAAGCAGAACAAGAGAUUUGGACCGGUUCCGGCUGGACCGAGCAGGGCCGCCUCAUAUGCCUAAAGCGCCGUCUGGCACAAACUUGUUUCCACCAAAAUCGCAACAACCGCCCCCAGCUGAUAUGCUUUAG